AUGGGCAAGAUCAUCUUCUACGAGGAGAGGAACUUCCAGGGUCGCUCCUAUGAGUGCAUGAGCGACUGCUCUGACAUGUCCUCCUACCUGAACAGGUGCCAGUCCUGCAGGGUGGAGAGCGGCUGCUUCAUGGUCUACGACCGGCCCAACUACAUGGGAAACCAGUACUUCACGAGGAGGGGCGAGUAUGCUGACCACAUGUCUUUUGGCAUGAGUGACUCCAUCCGAUCCUGCCGUUUAAUUCCUCAGCACAGAGGUCAGUUCAGGAUGAGGAUCUACGAGAGGGAGAACUUCCAGGGCAUGAGCCACGAGCUGAUGGAGGACUGCGUCAACAUCCAGGACCGUUACCGUAUGCCUGACUGCCAGUCCUGCAACGUGAUGGACGGCCACUGGCUGAUGUACGAGCAGCCCAACUACAGAGGCAGGAUGAUGUACCUGAGGCCAGGAGAGUACAGGAGCAUGAGAGAAAUGGGAUUCAGCGGCAUGAGGAUCAGCUCUGUCAGGCGUAUAAUGGAUUCCUGUUGA
Centropristis striata (black sea bass) is the source of this 525-nucleotide messenger RNA. RefSeq names its product gamma-crystallin M3-like. The transcript has 3 exons. Gene Ontology annotation, molecular function: structural constituent of eye lens. Gene Ontology annotation, biological process: lens development in camera-type eye; visual perception. NCBI's taxonomy places the organism in Eukaryota, Metazoa, Chordata, Actinopteri, Perciformes, Serranidae. Bases 1 to 525 code for a protein of 174 amino acids. The record is from RefSeq and is a predicted model, not a curated record.